Molecule: messenger RNA, 636 nt
Organism: Penicillium bovifimosum
Lineage: Eukaryota; Fungi; Ascomycota; Eurotiomycetes; Eurotiales; Aspergillaceae
Exons: 1
Coding region: 1-636 (211 amino acids)
Source: RefSeq, a predicted model, not a curated record
AUGCGCGCAUCAUUGAUCUUCGCCUCAACCCUAACGGCCCUAGCCGCCGCCGCCGACCCAGCCACAACAACAAUCAGCUACUUCGGCAUCGGCCAGGAAGGCGGCGCCAACAUCGCCGCCUACACCAGCACGGCCGCGCGCGUCGUCGGCAUCGACAAGUACGCCACAACCUACGAGAUCACCUGCCAAACAGACGCAGAGAAAUGUGCCCUGCCAGCCCCCGCAACCAUCAUCCAGGGCGAGAACACCUUCAGCGUCUCCCUGGCAGUUGCCGUCACCAGUGGCGGUGCUGUCGCCCGCGUCACGGCCAUGGAGUCCUGCUCUUUCAAGCACUUUUCUGAGUCUGCUUCGUGCUCGUGGACGAUGGCUUAUACCGGUUCCUAUGAUGGUACCACCGAGACUACGCAUUCUUCUGGCACCACUUCGUUCCGCGAGAGCGAGGUGACUUAUCUGCCGCUUGCUGUUACCGAUGGUGUUUAUGCCUUCACGGCUGAUGCUACGGCUUCCACUGCGCCUGUUACCAUUACGCCGACCAUGACGCCUGCUUCUUCUGAGGGUGGUGCUGGUGUGGCUAGGCCGUUGAUUACUGCUGCGCCAAUUGGGGCUGCGGUUGCGGCUUUGGCGGCUAUGCUUUAG